GGAACGACCUCUCUCAUUGCAUGUCGGCGGCUUGGCGACACUCGCAUAAACGCAGGGGUGCAAGUGGCGGGAGAGCGCGUGUGCAAUUGGCCCCGGCGCAGGAAUUUGCCCCGCUGUGCGCUCAGCGACGAACAUGGCUUGUCCGCUUAACCGGAACCAGCACAGCACAGAAGCGAAAGCCCCUCAGUCUGCCUCCCCAAGAUUUGAACAGUCAUUCGGUGCCCGCCUCAAUACAGCGAUGGCACGCCGCUCCUUGAACCUUGCCAUCCCCGUCCAAUUCAAUCGGCCCAGUCCCGCUCGACUUAGCGAGGCCCUGCCACCGGCACAGCGACCUUGACGGCCCUGGGGCCCCAGAAACAGCGACGGCCAAGCUGGAAUCAGGGGCGUUUGAGCGACCUACAGGCAGCUCGAGGCCGCCGUGGCGAGCGCCAGCCCACGCAAAUUCAAUUCGCCGUAUUCAGUCAACGAGGGUCAGCCAACGAGGGGAGGGCUGCAGGGGACGAGAGCAGAAGACGGGCAGUAGACAAGAUAGAACGGAGCCGGCCCAAUGGCCGACUUCAUUAGUAAGGAUGAAGCGGACCUGCCCGCCGCCGAUUACAGCAAGGAUCAUGACGCUGCCGCCGGGCAAUUGGUCGACGCUGAAAUGGACGACGAUGAGCCCGUCCCGUCUGCGCUGAAAACAGCCCCGUCGUCGUCUGUGGGUGGCUACGACGACGACGCCGACGACGGCUCGACGCCGGCCCCGGCUGUCGUUGUCGAUGGGGCGGGCGCGACAGCUGCUGCGACGGGACUUGCAACAGCUAGCGUUGCCGUCAACAAUGCCCACCACGGCAACAGAGCCGGCACGGCCGCGACGGCGACGGCGACGGCGACGGCCACCACCACUCCCAGCAAGGAGCGCCACUCGCUCACGCUGGACCAGCGGCGGGCGCUGCGGCGCUGGGCCAACAGCCAGGUGGUGCGUCCGUCGCACAAGGCGUGCAUCGAGUGGUUCGCGUCCGAGUAUGGGCUCUCCAUCUCGCAGUCGACCGUGUCGCACUCGCUGUCGCCCAAGUACGCCCGCCUCGACAGCGACGCGCAGCUGUCGGGCUCGCGCCUGCGCUUCGGCAACUGGCCCGACGUCGAGAAGCUCGUGCUGCUCUGGCACUCGGAGAUGGUCAACCGCGGCCGCCAGCCCAGCAACGAGGAGCUGGUGCAAAAGGCCGUCGCCAUCUUUGAGCAGCUGCCCCGCUAUGAAGGCGAGAAGGCCCCCAACUUCUCGCCUGGCUGGGUCCACCGCUUCAAGAAGCGCUACGGCCUGCUGAUGCGCCGCCAGCGCCGCACCGCCCCGGGGCCCAGCGGCGCCGCGGGAUCCGACGAACUCGACGACAUAUCCUACCUCGUCGACGCCCUGCCGCGCUUCACCCCCGUCUCGGCAGAAACCCCGGCCGCCACCAUUCGCGAUCUCUUCUCUCGUGUCAUCGGUAUCGACACCAGCAUAGCAACCUGCGCCCGCGUCCGUGACGAGGUGGUCUCCAUCCAGACCGCCGCCGCCGCCACCGCCGCCGCCGCUGGUGUUGGUGCUGGUGCUGGUGCUGGUGCUGCCCCCACCCCGCCCCCCACAACAUGGCCAUCGCUGCCGCCGCCGUUGCAGCAGCCAAUCCAUCACUCGGCGCAGGUUCCGCCGCCGGUCACCGGACUACCGGCGACGCUGUUGGCGUCGACAGCGGUGUACAAGUGUCCUCGUCGUCCCACAUGGAUCUAGGUGACGACGAUGACGCCGAGGUCGCGCUGCAACACGCGCUCCGCCAGAUCCAACAGGAGGAGACAGACGCUGACGCCGAUACAACCAUGCCCGAGGACAACGACGAGCACCACAUGGAGGAUAAUGGGAUCCCAAUCAACCGCAACGUCGGCGCCGACUUUAGACAGCAACAGCUACAGCCAGCGCAGGCAACCCCAAUCUCGCAACCGCGGGCAAAUCAGCACCACCAGCUCCACCAACCGCAGCCACCGCCACCACCACAACUCCAACCACAGCAGCCGUUGCGAACGUCACCACAGCCGCCAGCGCCAGCGGCGCCGCCACCACCACCACAGCAACAGCUGCAACUAAACACGCCCACCUCGAUCCGCAUGCACCAGCUCCCCGUUACCACAUCCCAGUUCGCACACGACGGCGAGUUGAGACUAACACCCAUCCCAAGCUCGGCCCCCGCGCCCGCAUCGGGCGAGAAGCCGGUCCGGUGCCCGUUCUGCGUCAACACUCGGAUGCUGCGCUCGAUAAAGGAGGCCGUGGAGCACAUGUCCACCCAUGUCGUUGUCGAAUAGGACUAGAUCUAAACUUCUCAUCACUCGACGUAAACUAAACAUUUCACCGUACUAGAAUCAAAUCCACCGAAGGCAUAGAAUGAAGACGGGAACGAAAUGCCGCUCCCGGAAAGAAGGAUGAUUAAGAAACGAAACGCAAGCAUAAGUGAACGCCAAAACAAACGAAAACCGAACAAGAAGCCCCCUCCUAGUUCCAGUUACUCCAACUCCGCGAUCCUCUCAAACGACUUGCGGCUCAAGGAUGUCGGGAUCAAAUCAUUCCCAGGGACGCCAAACUUUUGUCACUCUCGUUAAUCGACUCAUCUCAUGGCCGCGCCGGGCAGCCUAGCGAAUGUCCUUUCUGGGCCGGGCGUGACCUAGACAGCAACGCCUACCUCGUAUGUGUGGCGCAUUACGAGACGAUCACAAAAGAGGGUUGCUGUUUUUGUCCGCAGGGCAUGCCCCAACAGAGACAAGGGAAAUAUAGUAAAUGAAGGAGAAACAAAUGUAGACAAGGAGAGAGAGAGGGUCUUGGAAAAGAAGAACGGGGAUGGGGGACGAAUAAGGGGAUAAUGGUAAAGAAGAGGGAAAGAGCGAUGGUAGAAACAGCAACAGAAACUCGCUGAGGCCUAUCGCACCCGAAAUGACACGGCUCCAGAACGUGGCCAUGAAGGUAAAGGAGGUGUAGAAUUAAGCCCAUGACGUUGGAAGCGAUGCUUUUUUUUUCUCGUUUUUUUCCCUCAUGUUUUUAGCAUCCAUCUGCUGGCCGCGAAAACGACGCUCGACGCAAACUCUGAUAGUUUCGAGAGUCAGUUUGCCCAUC
Messenger RNA from Gaeumannomyces tritici R3-111a-1, 3112 nucleotides. RefSeq lists its product as hypothetical. The record is from RefSeq and is a predicted model, not a curated record. The coding region runs from base 548 to 1744 and encodes 398 amino acids. Lineage: Eukaryota; Fungi; Ascomycota; Sordariomycetes; Magnaporthales; Magnaporthaceae. The transcript is spliced from 3 exons.